AUCUUGUGUGUAUAUUAUGAAAUUUAAUAAAUGAUAUGUAAGAAAGAAAUUAUAACAUUUUCUUGGAUUUUAUGUGAAAAUGACGUUGUAAGAUGAAGAAAUAAUUUCAAGAAUUCUACUAGACCUAUAAAAUAAACAACAUCAUAUUUUAAAGACAAUGAAAAAAAAAUUAAAAAUCCUAAAAAAGAUUGAAAAAAUAAAGCCUGCAACGAACCGCGAUAGUACUUACAAAUUGAGCCACAUGAUGUCGCCAUAUACCGCAAAGAAGGCUUUUAAACAAAAGAACCCACUUUCUCCCCAGUAUAGAAAGAAACUCAUUCAGUAGCAGCUUCAGAGAAAAGGAAAAGGGUCAGAAACGAAAAAAAGACAUCGGAUUCAAAGAUUCACACCAUCCCAAGGAUGAUAUCCAUUUUAGGUCAAAAAUAGAUUAUAUAAUUCCAGAAGAAAGGAUUUGCAAUGGGAUUUUCCGGGCGAGACGGCCUGAAGCUUUUACAUUGUCUUCUCCUCUAUUCAGCCUGGGAUGUGGGGAGCGGCCAGGUCCAUUACUCGGUGACGGAGGAAGCAAAACAUGGUACGUUCGUGGGCCGUAUCGCGCAGGAUUUGGGUCUGGAGAUCGGGGAGCUGGUAUCUAGGCUGUUCCGCAUGGUUUCUCCCAACCGUAGGGACUACCUGGAGGUAAAUGUGCAGAAUGGCAUUUUGUUUGUGAAUUCUCGGAUCGACCGGGAAGAGGUGUGUGGCCACAACUCCAUUUGUAGCAUCCAUCUGGAGGUCAUUGUGGACAAACCGCUGCAGGUUUUCCAUGUGGAGGUGGAGAUCAAGGACAUUAAUGACAACCCUCCGGUAUUCUCCGUAGGACAAAAGAGUCUGUUUAUUUCUGAAUCCAGCUCAUUAGAUUCUAGGUUUCCACUAGAGGGCGCGUCGGAUGCAGAUAUCGGAGCGAAUGCAGUUCUUACCUAUAAACUAAGCCCCAAUGAUUUUUUCACUCUAGAUGUACAAAACAGUGAUGAACAGAUUAAACCUCUCGGACUAGUAUUAAAGAAAAUUCUAGACAGAGAAGAAACUCCUGAACUUCACUUACUGCUUACAGCCACUGAUGGGGGCAAACCAGAGCUUACGGGAACAGUUCAGCUACAAAUUUCUGUAUUAGAUGUGAAUGACAAUGCCCCUAAAUUUGACAAAAAAGUCUAUAAAGUUAGAUUAGCAGAAAAUUCAUUAAACGGGACAAUGGUAACAAAAGUAACUGCCUCAGACAUGGACGAAGGAACAAACAGCCAAAUUAUUUACUCUUUUGAGAGUGAUGUCCCCCCAAAUAUAUUGUCUAAGUUCGUGAUCGAUCCGAUGGAUGGAGACAUCAGAGUGAUUGGACAAAUUGAUUUUGAAGAAAGUAAAUUAUAUCAAAUCCAGAUAGAGGCUACUGAUAAGGGAAUUCCCAAGAUGGUGGGUCAUUGCACAAUCUUGGUCGAAGUAAUGGACAUCAAUGAUAAUAUUCCUGAAGUAACAGUGAAGUCUCUUUCACUACCGGUCCCAGAAGACUCUCCGUCAGGCACCGUCAUCGCUCUCAUCAGCGUAUCUGAUAGAGAUUCGGGCACCAAUGGGCAGGUAACUUGCUCGCUGUCACCCCCAGGGCCUUUUACUCUGGUGUCCACCUUCAGAAAUUACUACUCGCUGGUACUAGAGGAUUCUGUGGACCGCGAGAGGGUGCCAGCUUACGAAUUAGUGGUGACUGCGAGAGAUGGCGGGUCGCCAGCGCUUUGGGCCACAGCCAGCGUGUCUGUGGCCAUUGCCGACGUGAACGAUAAUGCACCUGCCUUUGAGCAGGCAGUGUAUACAGUGUUUGUAAAGGAGAACAACCCACCCGGCUGUCACAUUUUCACAGUGUCCGCCUCGGAUCUAGAUGCUCAGGAGAACGCGCUAGUGUCUUACUCGCUAGUGGAGCGACGAGUCGGGGAGCGUCUAUUGUCGAGCUAUGUGUCUGUACAUUCAGAGAGCGGCAAAGUGUUCGCCUUGCAACCCCUAGACCACGAGGAGUUAGAGCUGCUUCAAUUCCAUGUGAGUGCCCGCGAUGCGGGCUUCCCUCCUCUGAGCAGCAACGUGAGCCUGCAGGUGUUCGUGCUGGACGAGAACGAUAAUGCGCCGGUUGUGCUGCAGCCUCACUCUGGCGGCAGCCCAGGGACCGAACUAGUAUCACAGUCAGUAACUAUGGGCCAUGUAGUGGCUAAGAUUCGAGCUGUGGAUGCGGAUUCAGGCUACAAUGCUUGGUUGUCUUAUGAACUGCAUCCAGAGAUGGGAGUUGCUCGUAGCCCUUUCCGAGUGGGUCUGUACACUGGCGAGAUCAGUACUAUCCGGGCCCUGGAGGAGACGGAUGGAUUGAGGCAGACGUUACUGGUGCUGAUAAAAGACCACGGGGAGCCCCCUCUAUCAGCCACUGCCACUCUAAGUAUAUCUAUUGUGGAGAACGGGCAGGCGCUGAAGGCUUCCUCUGGUGUGUCCAGAUCAGUGGCUAGUGUAGGAAAGGAGGCAAUAGCACUGGAUGUAAAUGUUUAUCUAAUAAUCGCCAUCUGUUCAGUGUCCAGUCUUUUGGUGCUGAGUCUGCUGCUUUACAUAGCAAUGCGAUGUUCGGCACCCUCCCAAGUUGUUUCUGGACCAGGAAAGCCCACACUGGUGUGCUCCAGCGAGAUUGGAAGCUGGUCUUAUUCCCAGCAGCGGCGUCAGAAAGUUUACUCUGGAGAGGGAGGUGCCAAAAGUGACCUUAUGGCCUUCAGCCCCAACCUCCCUCCGUGUCCUGGCCCAACAGACAGUGCAGAGCAGCAGGCAGUGGAUCAGGAUCAUUCCAUCAAGGUGGGUUCCAGAGUUUCUCAUUGAUUAUGCAACCUCAUAUUUGAGCAUAGGAGAUAUUUCUCUCAAAAAUUUAUACUUUGGCCCCAUUUUCUUCAUUUGAUUAUUUUUUCCCCUUUUGCUCCUUAAAUUAAAUAUAUUUCUGAAAACUUUCCCAGGGAGAUCAAAGUGGUAAUUCCUCUUUAUUUUAUCUGUUUAAUAUGAGAAAUAUUUUUGAGAGAGACACACUCAUAAAGUCACAUAGAGAAAACCUGAGAUAAAGAAACAGUCAUAGAGGGACACACAGAGUCAAAGAGAGGGAAAGGAAGAGAGAAAAAAAUAGAGAAAGGGAGAAAGAAAAAGAGAAGAGAGAGAUGAGAAAGACACAAAACUUUUAGAGAAAGAGAAAGGGGAAGGAACAGGGGAGAUUUUCCAAAUGCUUUGGGAAAAGUAUUUCAAGAUUAAGAAAUAAGAGGGGCCAAUAUAUUUAUUGUAAACUGUUAGGAAGGUUCUCUACAAGAAAAAAGUGAUCAGUACUUGGAAAUAGUCAGCUUCAAAAAAUGAAAUCGGUUAUGCAUUUGCUUUCCUCCAGACCUGUGAUUUCAUUGGAAUUGUGAACUUUUGGAGUAGUUCCUCCAUUCAGGUAUGCGAAUCUCCAAUUUGUGUGUAAUCUACUUGGGACAGUGACAGAUUAAGUGGCUUGCUGAGGGUCACUCAAUUUUCAUAUGUCAGAAAUAGAAUUAUAUUUAGGGAAACAGGAUUAGUGAUUACUCUCUUGAAAUCAUUUCCAAAAAAACUUUAUGUUCACAGUUAUAAAUUAUUUCAUGCAAGAAGGCAUAAAGAUAAAGGAAAAGAUACUGUGUGCGAUGAAAAAAGCAGUUAUCUUACUUAUUCAAAUGAACUUCAGAUUCUGAAAUCUGGAAAAAUAUAGGUAACUGAUGUAAAGUAUUCAUCAUAACAUGAAGGUACAUGGAAUCCAUUAGCUAUGUAAUUCAUCACCAAGUAGUGUUGCCAAGAAUGGAAAAUACCAAUUUAAAGUAGAAAUGA
Antechinus flavipes (yellow-footed antechinus) is the source of this 3861-nucleotide messenger RNA. RefSeq names its product protocadherin alpha-3-like. Gene Ontology annotation, molecular function: calcium ion binding. The transcript has a single exon. Gene Ontology annotation, biological process: homophilic cell-cell adhesion. The coding region runs from base 457 to 2862 and encodes 801 amino acids. Gene Ontology annotation, cellular component: plasma membrane. The record is from RefSeq and is a predicted model, not a curated record. NCBI's taxonomy places the organism in Eukaryota, Metazoa, Chordata, Mammalia, Dasyuromorphia, Dasyuridae.